Messenger RNA from Spizellomyces punctatus DAOM BR117, 1338 nucleotides. RefSeq lists its product as uncharacterized. The transcript has 7 exons. Gene Ontology annotation, biological process: Golgi organization; endoplasmic reticulum to Golgi vesicle-mediated transport; endoplasmic reticulum organization. The record is from RefSeq and is a predicted model, not a curated record. Lineage: Eukaryota; Fungi; Chytridiomycota; Chytridiomycetes; Spizellomycetales; Spizellomycetaceae. Gene Ontology annotation, cellular component: endoplasmic reticulum-Golgi intermediate compartment; endoplasmic reticulum membrane; COPII-coated ER to Golgi transport vesicle. Gene Ontology annotation, molecular function: D-mannose binding. Bases 166 to 1089 code for a protein of 307 amino acids.
GAACACACAAGUUUCGGGGCGAUCGCCGCAGCACGACGAAGGUUAAACGAAGAGCAGGUGCCCAUCGUAGGACGCGCAAAGGAGCCUCAUAGCUGGUAGAACUCUGGCGCGCCGCUUUUCGCCCUUGGUUCUGCAUCAUAUUUUCUUAUAAACCCGCAAUUGACAAUGAAAGCUCUAAUAUUGGGAGUAUUAUCCAUACUCGUUUGCGGUGUGAGCUCUCAAGAGUCGUCCUCAGAGCAGUACUUUACGUUGUUCAGUUGGUGCCUUGCACCGCCAUACAUUGAGGAGAACCUGCAGAACAGAUGGUGGAACUUUGGUGGAGAUGCACUGAUGGAGGUGAACCGAUUCGUUCGCCUGACUCCUGAGCUACCCUCAAAGUCAGGUUGGCUAUGGAGUAAACAGCCGUUCACCAGUAGCUCCUGGCUCGUGGAAUUCGACUUCAAGGUCCACGGGGCAAGCUCAGGUCUUCAUGGGGAUGGUUUUGCGUUCUGGUACACCACCGACAAAGAACAGGGGGGUCCGGUUUACGGCAGCAAGGACCAAUUCACUGGGCUCGGAGUAUUUUUCGAUACUUAUGCCAAUGGAAGACACAAAUUUUCCUUCCCCUAUGUCAAUGCCAUGAUUGGGGACGGUAAAACAAAGUAUGACCAUGCGAACGAUGGCGUGACAAAUCAAAUCGGUGGAUGCUCGGUCGACUUCAGGCAGAAGGAUGUGGCGACAAAAGCUCGAAUCAAAUAUUAUAAAGAUGAUAUGGUGGAAGUGUCACUCAAUUACAAGGGCGAUGAUACGUGGGAACAAUGCUUUACAAAGUACAAUGUGUCGCUGCCAACUCACGGGUACCUAGGUUUCUCGGCGUUUACCGGGGAUGUCUCUGAUAACCACGACAUCAUCACUAUUACCACAAAAGGCAUUACCAACCCAUCACAUUCCCGUCCCGAGCACAGUCAACAAAACUUAGUCAACAAGUCUUCAGGGGGGGCCUGGCACUAUUUCACUAUCCUUCUGUCGCUAACAAUCUUUGCAGUGGUCUGUUACGGAAUAUGGGUGGUCCUGAGAAUGCGGGAGGAGAGGUCUUUUAAGCGAUUUUAAAACUGUUAUUUAGGAAGUAAUUCCGCACGGAGAUUUCCAACCCGUUGGUUGCUCUUUAAUGGGGGUGGGGGUGCACAUGCUUCUCAUGACGAAAGUCAUGAUUCUUGUUAAUACAAUGGGACUGUGACAUGGGAACCAACCUAAGAUGAACUAACACGACUGGAAAAGGUUAUGAAGAGGUCAUCAUGAUUGUAGUACAGAUCUGUUGAAAAAUGAUUGUAUAAGACGGGCUAAGAUAUCUCUGGCGAG